UAACUUUUAUAAUUAAAUUAAAUUAAUUUAAUAUUUAAUUUUCAGACUAGAGAAAACUUUGUUUCCUAUUACUUUUUCAAAAUGGCGGGGAUACCCAGAAGAAAUGUUGCUACACUAAAAAUAUUAUUCCAUACAGUAUUUACACCUUGUACGUGGUGUUAGGCCGCCUGUUAUGGUUAAUGAUGAGUUAAUGCAUUUUUUAGGGUUCCGUAGCCAAAUGGCAAAAAACGGAACCCUUAUAGAUUCGUCAUGUCCGUCUGUCUGUCCGAUUAUGUCACAGCCACUUUUUUUUUAUUAUAGCUGUCUUUGUAAACAGAAUGUCAAAACUGUCAAAAGUAGUUGUUUACGUUUUCUAUUUUACUCGUUUCCUCGAUAAAUUUCCGUUUUACCUUGAGAUAUUAAAAGGAAUAAAGGUGAAACAAAUCUUAAAUAAGAAUAAUAAUACGUAUUCGUUAUGGAAAAUCUCAGAAACAUUUGGAAACCCGAACUAUAUCGCAUUCAAUUAGAAGCCCCGAAGCCGCACCGUAUAAUUUGCGAGAACUGCCCAGAUAAACCCGAGUUUUACGGCAAGGAAUACCAUGGCAUUAUGGGUCACAAAGAAGCAACUUUACGAUUAAAAAAUGAACCGAAUGGUGCAUAUCUUAUUAGAAAAGGAAAUGAUUUUAAUGACUUUUACACCUUAACAUGGAGGUUCGAUGACAAAAUCCAUCAUUACAAGCUAUAUUACGAUGGCACCCACUACCUCAAAGACAAGCGGUAUGACUGCAUCUAUGACCUGGUGGCGGAUGGGCUCAUCACAACGCACAUGGAGCUUAAAGCGCGACACAUCCUAGAGAUGAUCAACUCACGAACUAGCUAUACAGAGAGUCCUUAUGUCACAUUGAACAGACGGAAAUUAAACACUUUGCAAAGAAAGCAGCAAGUGAGCAGACAACUCCCAAUAACAACUACAGACAAUACAAGCACCUUAGAACUAGACAAGAAGCCUGUGUUAGACCUCACACCCUCACUUGAAGACAAUCCUCUGCUUAAUAAAUACUCUAAAAGCCAUACCUUUAAGGUUCACACAUUCAAGGGCCUGAAUUGGUGCGAGCUGUGUGCUAAUUUCCUAUGGGGAUUCACUGCACAAGGUGUUAAAUGUGAAGAUUGCGGCUUCAUAGCCCAUUCAAAAUGCUCGGAACGCGUGCCAAACCACUGCGUACCCGACUUGAAGAAGAUCCGUGGCGUAUUCGGCAUAGAUCUGACAACGUUGCUGAACGCGCACUCUAGCACGUUGCCGUUCGUCGUGCGCAAGUGUGUGAGCGAGAUAGAAGCCAGGGGCAUGGAUUCUGAGGGCAUAUACCGGGUGUCUGGGUUCGCUGACGAGAUUGAAGCGUUGAAGAUGGCUUUUGACAAAGACGGUGAAGCAGCCGACCUGAGCCCGUUCAGCAACAUAAACGUAGUCGCCGGCACCCUGAAGUUGUACUUACGAUUGUUACCCGUGCCUCUAAUCACCUACGACGUGCACCCCAAGUUCGUGCAAGCUACGCAAAUGAAGACCCCGUCAGACCAAGUGGGCAUGCUGCGAGAAUGUUUGGAACUUUUACCUAAAGCUCACUACAACUGUCUGCAAUAUGUGGUGCAACAUUUAUACAGGGUAUCCCAAAUGUCAGAGGUGAAUAAGAUGGGGUCGCACAAUCUGAGCACUGUACUAGCACCCACACUCGUAGCCACGCCCCCUGCCGUCACCGACCUGUCGUUCGAGAUCCGCGCGCUACAAGCCCUCAUCGACUACUGCCCUGCAAUAUAUUAUCAAAACAAGUGAAUAAUGAAACGAUUCGUCAAACGAUAAUAUUUAGACCAUUCGACGCGACUUCCGUCCGUCAGAUCCGGCUCGAAGGACUAUAUCAAAGAUGGAGUCGCAUUAUUUGAGAAAUAUGUUAGCACCCAUCACAGCAAGGGAAUUUUAUAACGAUUUUACAGACACGAACAUAUCUAAACCAUUCGAGGUGACUUUACCUUCAAAUCGGGCUCGAAAGACCAUACGAGCUUAUCUAACAAAAUGGGGUCACUGACCUUCUCUGAGAUUUCUACAGGCUCUCAUCGACUACUGCCUUGUCAUCUAUUAGCAAAACAAGUGAAUACUGUAACCAUUCGACACACAAUCAUAAAGCAUUCGAUGCUACUCUCAAAUAGAGAUAGAAUACCAUAUAUAACGAAAUGAGGUCACUGACCUGUCGGAGAACUGGGCUCCCUCGACCAUUUGCCCUUCUAUAUAUUACCAAAUCAAGUAAAUGAAGUGAGAGUACUGGUUUGACAGGCACAAGCACAUUAAAUACAUUUGAUACCUUCUGAUCUAGCUCGAAGGACCAUAUUGAACAAAAUGAGAUCACUUCACUGGCCUUUCCUUCGAAUUCCGCGCGGAUUCAUAUAUGAUGAUUGGUAGAAAAGUCAAUUUGUAUAUCAUAUAUUUAAUAAUUACUGUUUGAUUUAAGUAUGUAUGAUUAUGUUUUUAUGUUAUAUAUUUAUUAUACUUAGUUAAUUAAGAAAUAAGGUAAUAUAUAUUAUAUAACUAAAUACGUCUAAAGAUUAUUACAACCAAAGGAAAUUAAGGACGAAAUACAUGUGCAAUUCAUGUUGUUAAAAAUCUCAUAGAAAUUAAGGUAUAUUAUUUCCUGUUUAAAAUUGUGAUAUUACACUAUUGGUCUUUCAAAAAGAUAUUCGUUUAUGACCAUUCCAGGUUGUGUUAUAAGUUUAGGUUAUACUUAUUACUUAGACACAGACUUACAUAUAAGAGUAACAAUUAAUAUAGUGUUUAUUUAGUCACCUGCAAUAAUUUAUGGGGUGAAUAUAUAGAUCAUACUGAGCAACUUUUACUAUGGUACCAACCACGAAAUCGCGAAAACAAAUUCAUACAUUUUGGCUGUCUGACCUUGACAUUUUCUAUGGGAAAGUUAAAAUUUUAUCGCGAUUUCGAGGUAGGUCCCAUAGUAAAAGUUGUUCAGUAUGACCUAUAUAUUCAGCUCGUAAAUUAUUGCAGGUGACUAAAUAAACAUCCUGUAUAACAAUCCUGACAAACGAUUUGAUAAAGACAAAUGUAUCUGCUUGCAAAUUAGUAGUUUAUCAAAGAAGCGAAUUAUUCAUAAACGCAUUAAAAGCCUGAAUUAGCUAUGAAUCGUUUGUCUUUAUCUGUCAUUUUGACUUAUGUAUUUGUAAGAAAGGGAUAAAACAUAAUUUAACUAAUUCAGGCUCGUAAAGUUUUUAUGAAUAAUGGGGUUAAUCGUCCUUUUGGACAACAAACAAAACAAUUGCUAUACUAUUUUAAUUUAACACAAACUCUUGAGAAUAGACACCUCAAAGGUUUACUUAAAUAUGUAGUUAUGUACUACAGAUAUACUAUCAAAAACCUCUCGCCAAUGAAGCGCUACAGUGAGCUGCGAAAUCGCAUGGAUAAAUUAUGAAUUCAUUCAUAAGUUACCAUGCACUUUUAUGGCUGGUGGUACAUUUGGUACAUAGUUUUAAAAUCCAUUUUAUCUUGGAUCUCACGAUGCUUUUAUCACAAUAGUAAAUUGAAAAUGCAUUUAAUUAUUUUGCGAAUGUGUCACUAAGCCUUAUACAACAAAGUCUCCCAUUGCGUCCGUCUGUCUGUGUGUUCGCGAUAAACUCAAACACUACUGAACGGAUUUUCAUGCGGUUUUUACCUAUCAAUAGUGAUUCUGGAGGAAAGUUUAGAUGUUAAUUUGUUAAGGUUUUGUGUAACACAUGCCAGGGCGAAUCGCUAGUAUAUAUAUGUAUACACCAAUAUAUUUAAGUUUAACGUUUUUUAUACUUUUUUAUAUUUAUGUAAUAACAAUACGGAUGAACUGAAGUAUUAAAUAAAAGUAUUAAUCAUC
This is a messenger RNA of Cydia pomonella (codling moth), 3872 nucleotides long. RefSeq names its product beta-chimaerin (gene RhoGAP5A). Lineage: Eukaryota; Metazoa; Arthropoda; Insecta; Lepidoptera; Tortricidae. The coding region runs from base 455 to 1804 and encodes 449 amino acids. The record is from RefSeq and is a predicted model, not a curated record. Gene Ontology annotation, biological process: regulation of GTPase activity; signal transduction. Gene Ontology annotation, molecular function: GTPase activator activity. The transcript has 8 exons.